Molecule: messenger RNA, 4871 nt
Organism: Talpa occidentalis (Iberian mole)
Lineage: Eukaryota; Metazoa; Chordata; Mammalia; Eulipotyphla; Talpidae
Gene: PLB1
Product: phospholipase B1
Exons: 59
Coding region: 269-4705 (1478 amino acids)
Biological process (GO): phospholipid metabolic process
Cellular component (GO): brush border membrane
Molecular function (GO): retinyl-palmitate esterase activity; A2-type glycerophospholipase activity; phosphatidylcholine lysophospholipase A1 activity
Source: RefSeq, a predicted model, not a curated record
CCCUCAUUUUAUAGACUGGGAAAGAGGCUUAGAAGACAUGAAGCGACUUGCCCAGGGGAACACAGCUGGAAAAAGGCCAAGCAGAGAGUAGAGCCAGAUGUCUCUGACUCCAAGUGCAUUUGCAGUUUGCUCGGCUACUACCUGUGAUGGCCGGAGGUGAAUCUAGAGGUGGGAAGGAGCUUGUCAGCCGGCCACUGCCCCCUUCCAGAAGUGAACACAGUGAAACGUAUGACAGUCGUGCACUGUCAGACCCCAGAGGAGCACCAGAAUGGACAUGAGAGAGACAGCACGUCAUCUGAGACUGGCCACACCCCAAGGCAUUGUCAUGGGGCUUCAGCGAUGCAUUUUGCUCUUGGGGCCGCUGAUGCUGCUGGGGCCAGGGAUCACCCAGGCUGGAGGGUCUCCUGAAGAGAACGCUUCGGAAGAGGAACAAUGGCCAAAGUUGAUGAUACUGAAGAAUUUGCCAUUCUCAUGUGACCCGAAGAAGUUAGGAUCCCAUGUGCCAUCUGAGUCAGUCCACUCUCUGAAACCUUCUGAUAUUAAAUUUGUGGCAACCAUUGGCAAUAUGGAAACAUUUCAAGGAUCAGUCUACAAGGAGCAGAAGCUCAAAUGGACUGGGCAGAGGCCACAGGAGGUGUGCCAGCACAUGGUGACAGUCCUUUCAGAUGUCAUCAGAUAUUUCAAUCCCUCUGUCCUGAGGCCCAAGUGUGUCCCUGAAAGAGAAGUGGUGCCCCACAAUGGAAUUAUAGACUUGCAGACUCAGGCCACGGAACUGGUGAAGAGCAUGAAAGUAAACCAGCAACUUGACUUUCAAAAUGACUGGAAGCUCAUCAAUGUGUUCUUCAGUAAUGCCAGCCGGUGUCAGCUGUGUGCCCCUGCCCAACAGCAGAGUUUCGUGUCAGAUGCCAUGGACAAGCUGACUGAAACCCUGGACUACCUGUACCGUGAGGUGCCCAAAGCAUUUGUGAACCUGGUGGAUUUCUCUGAGGUUUUGUGGGAUUCUUCCUUGUAUCUGGGGCCUCAGCUCAGCCCUGAAGCAGAGUCCUGCGGGUGCUCAGUGGAGACCUCGGUGCUGUCCAGGGCUGUGACGCAGUGGACCUAUCAGGAAGCCUGGCAUCACCUCCUGGCCUCCAGCAGGUACAAUGAGCAAGACUCCUUCGCCCUGGUCUUCCAGCCGUUCUUCUAUGAGGCAGACCUGACCCCCCUCUGGGAGAAACGGCCACUGCAGGAUCCCACCACACUGGCCUUGCAUCUCUGGGAUAAUAUGAUGAAGCCCGUGGAAGAGAAAGAUGAGACACUGAGUACAAGAGAGCAGAACACUGUGAAAUGUCCCCCUCAGGAGUACCCCUAUCUGUUCACCUACAGGAACAGUGACUACCCACCCAGGUUGCUACCAUUCAACAAGACACUUGAGCAAGAAGAGGGAGUACAACUCGAGUGUCACGACAGGAAUCCCUCCAGGGAUGUCCCCACAUCAGUUCACAGUCUGAGGCCUGCUGACAUCAAAGUCAUCGGAGCCCUGGGCGACUCUCUGACGGCAGCGAAUGGGGCCUCUGCUCAGGAUAUCCUUGGUCUGACGACUGAGUUUCGAGGUGUGUCCUGGAGUAUCGGCGGGGACAGGAGCCUGCAGGCGGUGGUCACCCUGCCCAACAUCUUCCGAGAGUUCAACCAUAAACUGAGGGGCUUCUCCAUUGGCACUGGGAAGGAAAACUCCCCCACAGCCUUCCUAAACCAGGCUGUGUCAGGAGCCAAAUCCACGGGGCUAAUGGCCCAGGCCAGGCAGCUGGUAACCCGGCUGAGGAAUGACAAGGAUAUAGAUUUUCAACAAGAUUGGAAGAUAAUAACCAUAUUUAUAGGAGGCAAUGAUCUCUGUGCUUUCUGCAAUGACCCGCAAUUUCAUUCUCCUGAACAUGUCAUGUUCAACGUCCGGAAUGCUCUGGACAUCCUCCAUACUGAGGUUCCUCGGACAUUUGUGAACCUGGUAAAUACGAUGGAGAUUAUCUGCCUGAGGGAGCUGUACAAGGAGAGGAGGCUCCGCUGCCCACUGCAACUCAUGGCCAGGGCCUUGUGUUCCUGUGUCGUGAAGCCUGUAGAUGACUCCGCAGAACUUGCUCUCCUCGCUGACAUGAGCAAGAAGUAUCAGGACCAGGCCUACGAGCUGGUGGACAGUGGGCGCUACGACACGGGGGAUGAUUUCACAGUGGUUGUGCAGCCGUUGUUUGAAAGACUUGUCUUGCCGAGGAGCCAGGGGUUACCUGACAAGUCUUUCUUUGCGCCUGACUGUUUCCACUUCAGCAAGAAGGCUCACGGGCGUGCAGCCAGCGCCCUCUGGAACAACAUGCUGGAACCUGUUGGCCAGAAGACAAAACAGUAUAAUUUUGAAAGCAUGAUCCCUCUCUCAUGUCCAGCAGAGAACCAGCCAUUUCUGCGCACCUACAAGAACAGCCUGGAGGAGCACGGGAGUUUCCUGCGAUGCAAGGACACAGCUGCUUCUGCCUGGCCACCCGACUCAGUGCAUUCCCUGAAAGCUGCAGACAUCAAAGUUGUGGCCGCUUUGGGGGACUCUCUGAUCGCUGGCAGUGGAAUUAACUUCAGAGCAAAUGACUUUGACAUGCAGUAUCGUGGGCUGUCAUUCAGUGCAGGAGGGGACGGCUACCUGGAGAACGUGAGCACCUUAGCCAAUAUUUUCCGGAAGUUCAACAAAAAUCUCAUAGGCUUCGCGGUGGGCACGGGUGACGUCAAUAGCCAAAAUGCCUUCUUCAAUCAGGCUGUUCCUAACGCCCUGGCUAAGGAUUUAAAGAAUCAAGUUCAGGCUCUGGCACAGAAGAUGAAAACUGACCAUAGAGUCAAGCCUAAUGAAAGCUGGAAGGUCAUCACGGUGAUGAUUGGAGCCAGUGAUUUAUGUGAAUUCUGCAAGAAUCCGGACGAGUAUUCUGCAGACAAAUUUUUGACCCAUCUCCGUGAGGCCUUGGACACUCUGCGUGAAAAGGUACCCAAAUCCCUGGUCAACCUUGUGGACUUCAUGAACCCCAGCAUCGUCCGGCAGGUGUUCCAGGACAACCCAAGCAAGUGCCCAGUGAAGCAGGCCAGCCAAUUAUGUCACUGCGUUCUGACCCCAAAAAAGAACUCCAAAGCUCUGCGUGACUUGGUGGCCAUGUCUGAAGCCUACCAGAACAGCCUGCGUACGCUGGUGGGGUCAGGCCGCUACGACAGUCACUCAGACUUUGCUGUGGUGCUGCAGCCCUUCUUCAGCCACGUCCUGCCCCCCCUCAGGAUGGAUAACAAAGUGGAUCUGUCCUACUUCAGUGCAGACUGCUACCACCCUAGUCAGAAAUUCCACUCCCAGCUCGCCAGAGGCCUUUGGACCAACAUGAUUCAACCACUGGGAAGUAAAACAGACUCCUUAGAGGUGAAAGAAAAAAUCCUCCUCCAGUGCCCCCCUGAGAAAAAAUCCUUCCUGAGCACGGCCCAGAACAGCAACUACAAAUACCCGCCCCCCAAGCAACUCAACCAGAAUUGGGGUAGUGACUUCACAUGUCAGCAUCUGAAGCCUUCCAAAACUAUUCCCACCUCAGUCCAUCAGCUUCAACCCUCAGACUUCCAUGUGGUGGCCGCCUUGGGUGACUGGAUGACAACAGCUGAGGGAGCCCAGCCAGGCAUCAGUCAGGCCAUAUCCUGGAGGGGACUCUCCUGGAGCAUUGGGGGGGAUAAAGACUUGGCGAACCAGACCACACUGCCCAAUAUUCUGAAGAAGUUCAACCCUCUCAUCUUUGGGUCCUCCAAAGGUACAUGGAAAGAGAUGGGAGGUCUGAAUGUGGCAAUGGAAGGGGCCCGAGCUUGGAGCCUGAUGGCCCAGGCCAAGUACUUGAUAACACUAAUGCAGAGCAGUCCGGAAGUCAAUAUGAAGAAAGACUGGAAGCUGAUCACUCUCUUCAUUGGGAUCAAUGACCUGUGUGAUUACUGCGCUAACUGGAAUGCCCACGCAGUGAGCGACUAUGCUCAGCAUAUCGAAAAGACCCUGGACUAUCUCUCAGACAAGCUUCCAAGGACUUUCGUCAACUUGGUGGAGUUAAUGGACAUAGUUAGCCUGUAUGAGAACCGAGGACAGGACUGUACUUUGUCCAAAUGUGCUUGCCUCAAAGUCACCCCAAACACCCCAGAGAUGGAGCAACUGAGAAAAAUGAACCAAGCCUUCCAGAGAGCCGUCGCCAACUUGAGCUCCUUACAAAAGUACCAAAGGGAGGACUUUGCGGUAGUGGCGCAGCCUUUCUUCCGAAAAUCAGUUUUCCCGCGGAACGAAGAAGGGCAGGCUGACCUUACCUACUUCUCCAAAGACUGUUUUCACUUCUCGUCACGUGCGCACGACCAGAUGGCCAUCGCACUCUGGAACAACAUGCUUGAACCACUGGACAGUAAGACGACCUUCAGCGACUUCACCUACAGCCGAACCAGCCUCAAGUGCCCCUCUCCAACGCACCCCUACGUCUGCACCUACAGCCUCAAGAAAACUAAAGCCUCCUCUAACACCGCCUGGUUCAGCUGGCUCCUGCCACUGUUGAUAAUUCUCCUCCUCAUCGCUAUAGGCUGCGGGAUAAUGGCAUUUAUAGUCUGGAGACGUGUCCCAGGAAGUGAGCCGAUACCUGGGCCUAGACCUGGACCUCAGCCUGGCCUGGCCCGUCGCCGGAGAGCAGCAGCCCAAGCCUGAACAAAUGGGCUUCUAGACUUGACGUGUGCUUAUCCUAAAUUCCCAGCCACCAGGAAGAGCAUUUGUUUUGACACUGGUGACAUAGGAAGCCAAAGGGACAGUCACAACUUCCUAGGGCCUAUGCUCCUGAAAUUGACAAAUUUAAAUAAAGGCCAAAGUUUUUCUA